UUUCCGCGAUGAGGUGCUUUCUUUGCUUCAGAGCACCGCUCCACUGCAUCCUGUUGCUGGUCCUGCAACUGCUGCUUCUUGGGACACCUUCAGCCGGACAAAAGGUGCAACCACGCAUCGUAGGCGGCACCACCACCACCCAGUCCGCGGUGGGCGGCUACGUGCUGAACCUGCGCUACGACGGCUCCUUCUACUGCGGCGGCUCCUUGGUGACCUCCAUGUACGUGGUGACGGCGGCGCACUGUCUCAGCGGCUACAAGCCGGGCCGGAUGACCGUCCAGGGCGGGGUGUCCAAGCUCACCCAGAGUGGCGUGGUGCGCGGCGUGGCCAAGUACUUUAUUCCGGCCAGCUACAGAAACUCCACGCUCAACAUGGACGUGGGCGUGAUCAGGCUGCAGAGUGCCAUGACGGGCAACAACAUCCGGACCAUAUCCCUCUGCCGGGUGCAGUGGCGCUCCGGCGACUACAUGCGCGUCUCCGGCUGGGGCAUCACGCGCACCAAGAACACCAGUCCGUCCACCCAGCUGCGAACAGUGCAGAUCAAGCUCAUCCGGAAGAAUGUUUGCCAAGCGGCCUACCGGUAUCGGGACACCUUGUCGGGCUCCACUUUCUGCGCCCGCUCCGCCGGCAAGGACAGCUGCUCCGGGGACUCGGGGGGCGGGGUGAUCUUCAAGAAGCAGCUCUGCGGCGUCGUCUCCUGGGGCCUGGGCUGCGCGAAUGCCAAGUACCCCGGCGUCUACACCAGUAUCCACAGGGCGCGAAGCUUCAUCACGAGCUCCAUGAAGAAGUGA
Messenger RNA from Drosophila ananassae, 791 nucleotides. Its product is annotated as seminase. Gene Ontology annotation, molecular function: serine-type endopeptidase activity. Lineage: Eukaryota; Metazoa; Arthropoda; Insecta; Diptera; Drosophilidae. The record is from RefSeq and is a predicted model, not a curated record. The transcript has a single exon. Gene Ontology annotation, biological process: proteolysis. The coding region runs from base 9 to 791 and encodes 260 amino acids.